Molecule: messenger RNA, 1460 nt
Organism: Terrapene triunguis (Three-toed box turtle)
Lineage: Eukaryota; Metazoa; Chordata; Testudines; Emydidae
Product: melanin-concentrating hormone receptor 2-like
Exons: 3
Coding region: 129-1400 (423 amino acids)
Biological process (GO): neuropeptide signaling pathway
Cellular component (GO): membrane; neuron projection
Molecular function (GO): neuropeptide binding; G protein-coupled receptor activity
Source: RefSeq, a predicted model, not a curated record
CCCAAGGGCCCCCUCCUGGGCCAGCAGCACAUCCCCGAGUGCUAGCAGGAGAAGGGGCUGGUGCAUUCUGGGUCCAUCCCUGGACACCCUCUGACCCACACUGGGUGCCCCCUGCCCCAGCAGUGGCCAUGCCGCAGUACUCGGGGCAUGCCAACGCCUCGCACCUGGGGCCAGGUGUGGCUGCUCUGCUGGACAGGAGCAGUGACUUCACCCUGGGCCUGAACAUCUUCUCUGGCGCUCUGCAUGCCGGGCCCCCCAACCUCUCCCUGAUGCCGUGCGAGCUGGAGCCGCUGGGCUCCCUACCCCUGGACACCGAGGGGUCUGCAGCUUGGGGUAGCCUUCUGGGGCCGGCCCUGUCACUGGUGCUGCCUGUGGUGUACGCCCUCAUCUGCGGCUGCGGCAUCCUGGCCAACGGGCUGGUGAUCUCCAUCGUGCUGAGCUGCAAGCACAAGCUGGUGUCGGACGUCUACAUCCUGAACCUGGCCGUGGCUGACCUGCUCUUCCUGGUGGGGAUGCCCUUCAUCAUUCACCAGCUUGUCCAGGAGCACGGCUGGAUAUUCGGGGACUUUCUGUGCCGUGCUGUCACCACCCUCGACCUCAACAACCAGUUCACCAGCGUGGCCAUCGUCACCGUGCUCUGCGUGGACAGGUACGUGGCAGUUGUGUACUCGUCCACAGUGGGCCAGAAGCGGACGCUGCGCUGUACGGCCCUGAUCAAUGCUGGCGUGUGGGCCAGCAGCCUGGUGAUGGCCACGCCAGCCAUGCUGUACGCCCGGGUGCAGCGGGAGAACCAGACGGAGCUGUGCCUCAUGGAUCUGCCAGGCCCCAGCAGCCUAUACUGGUACACGCUCUACCAGUCACUGGCGGCCUUCCUCCUGCCGCUGCUGGUGAUCACGGUGCUGUACUCCCUCACCCUGCACCACCUGUUCCGGGCCAUGCACCGGGCGCAGCGACGCUGCUCGGCCCGCAGCCGGCGAGUCACCCGCAUGGCGCUCACCAUCAUCACUGCCUUCCUCAUCUGCUGGACACCCUUUCACGUGGUGCAGCUGGUCAACCUGACGGCCGCCCCCUCCGUCGCCUCCUUCUACCUGAACCAGCUCACCAUCUGCCUCAGCUAUGCCCACAGCUGCGUCAGCCCCGUCCUCGUCCUCUUCUGCACCGAGUUCUUCCGCGAGCGGAUGGCCCACUCUAGGUACUGCAGAUUCAUCGCCAGGUGGAGGGCACUGCGUGCGGGCACUGCCCUGCCCAGCCAGGAGCUCACCUCCACUGUCUACAGCCCACAAGUGGGCAGCGCCACGGCCCAGCGCUGCCGGCGCCCCUUCGGCACCGAGCAGCUGCCAUGCUCCAUGACCGAGGCCAGUGUCACCAUCAAUGGGCAGGAGGAACAAAGCACCGUCUAGGAGCCUCCAUGCUACCAGAGCACUGACUUCAGUUGGAGCCCACGGAUGGCCCCCACUGCU